Molecule: messenger RNA, 2250 nt
Organism: Oncorhynchus nerka (sockeye salmon)
Lineage: Eukaryota; Metazoa; Chordata; Actinopteri; Salmoniformes; Salmonidae
Exons: 6
Coding region: 1-2250 (749 amino acids)
Source: RefSeq, a predicted model, not a curated record
AUGGCUCCCCCAGCUCCCACCAUGUCCACGUCCCCCAGCUUCCUCCCCCAUGUACCUCAGCUCCCCCAUAUCCCCCAGCUCCCCAUUAUCCCUACUCUCCCCUAUCUUCCACCCAUCUCCUCCCAUCUCCCCAUGUUCCUCAGCUCCCCCAUGCUCCCCAUCUCCCCCAUGUUCCUCAUCUCCCCAUGUUCCCCAGCUCCCCCAUGUUCCCCAGCUCCCCCAUGUCCCCCAGCUCCCCCAUGUUCCCCAUCUCCCCCCAUGUUCCUCAGCUCCCCCAUGUUCCCCAGCUCCCCCAUGUUCCCCAUCUCCCCCAUGUUCCCCAGCUCCCCCAUGUUCCCCACUCCCCCAUCUCCUCCCAUCUCCCCCAUGUUCCUCAGCUCCCCCCAUGUUCCCCAGCUCCCCAUGUUCCCCAGCUCCCCCAUGUUCCCCAUCUCCCCCAUGUUCCUCAGCUCCCCCAUGUUCCCCAUCUCCCGCAUGUCCCCCAUCUCCCCCAUGUUCCCCAGCUCCCCCAUGUCCCCCAUCUCCCCCCAUGUCCCCCAUCUCCCCGCAUCUUCCCCCAUGUCCCCCAGCUUCCCCAUGUUCCUCAGCUCCCCCAUGUCCCUCAGCUCCCCCCCAUGUUCCUCAGUUCCCCCCAUGUUCCUCAGCUCAGCUCAGCUCCCCCAUGUUCCCUCAGCUCCCCCCAUGUUCCCCAGCUCCCCCAUGUUCCCCAGCUCCCCCAUCUCCCCCAUCUCCUCCCACUCCCCCAUGUUCCUCAGCUCCCCCAUGUUCCCCAUCUCCCCCAUGUUCCUCAGCUCCCCCAUGUUCCCCAUCUCCCCCAUGUUCCUCAGCUCCACCCAUGUCCCUCAGCUCCCCAACGUCCCACAGUUCCCCCAUAUUCCCCCAGUUCCCCCAUAUUCCCCCAGCUCCCCCAUGUGCCCCAUACCCCAUCCUCCAGUACCCCCAUCCUCCAGUACCCCAUCCUCCAGUACCCCAUCCUCCAAUACCCCAUCCUCCAGUACCCCCAUCCUCCAAUACCCCAUCCUCCAGUACCCCAUCCUCCAGUACCCCAUCCUCCAGUACCCCAUCCUCCAGUACUCCAUCCUCCAGUACCCCCAUCCUCCAAUACCCCAUCCUCCAGUACCCGAUCCUCCAGUACCCCAUCCUCCAGUACCCCCAUCCUCCAGUACCCCAUCCUCCAGUACCCCCAUCCUCCAGUACCCCAUCCUCCAGUACCCCCAUCCUCCAGUACCCCCAUCCUCCAGUACCCCAUCCUCCAGUUCCCCAUCCUCCAGUACCCCCAUCCUCCAGUACCCCAUCCUCCAGUACCCCCAUCCUCCAGUACCCCAUCCUCCAGUACCCCCAUCCUCCAGUACCCCCAUCCUCCAGUACCCCAUCCUCCAGUUCCCCAUCCUCCAGUACCCCAUCCUCCAGUACCCCCAUUCCAGUACCCCCAUCCCAGUACCCCCAUCCUCCAGUACCCAAUCCUACAGUAUCCAAUCCUCCAGUACCCCAGCUUCCAGGACCCCAUCCUUCAGUGCCACAUCCUCCUGUACCCCCAGUCUCAAAAUACCCCAUCCUCCAGGACCCCAUUCUCCAGUACCCCCAUCCUCCAGUACCUCCCAGUCUCCACUACCCCAGUCUCCAGUACGCCCGGCCUCCAGUACACCCAGUCUCCAGUACCCCCAGUCUCCAGUACCCCCAGUCUCCAGUACCCCAGUCUCCAGUACCCCAGUCUCCAGUACCCCCAGUCUCCAGUGCACCCCAGUCUCCAGUGCCCGAGUCUACAGAGCCCCCAGUCUCCAGUACCCAGUCUCUAGUACCCCAGUCGCUAGUACCCCCAGUCUCCACUACCCCAGUCUCCAGUACCCCAGUCUCCAGUACCCGAGUCUCCAGUACCCCCAGUCUCCAUACCCCAGUCGCCAGUACCCCCAGUCUCCACUACCCCAGUCUCCAGUACCCCCAGUCUCCAGUACCCAAGUCUCCAUUACCCCAGUCUCCAGUACCCCCAGUCUCCAGUACCUGAGUCUCCAGUACCCCAGUCUCCAGUACCCCAGUCUCCAGUUCCCCAGUCUCCAGUACCCUGUCUCCAGUACCCCCAGUCUCCAGUACCUGAGUCUCCAGUACCCCAGUCUCCAGUACCCCUGUCUCCAGUACCCCCAGUCUCCAGUACCCCCAGUCUCCAGUGCACCCCAGUCUCCAGUACCCCAGUCUCCAGUUCCCCCAGUCUCCAGUACCCCUGUCUCCAGUACUCUCAGUCUCCUUUAUCAUUAG